GGUUAUUUCAGCUCAAUGCCUACCAAGACUGAUUUCAACUCGGCUCUUCAAGCGAGAGUGUCCUACCGCUGCUCAAGGUCUUCUCGAUACACAACAAAAUGUGGGUUUCUUGGUUGGGGACGCUGUACAAGAUACAGACAGACAUGGUCGACAUGCUACAAGACAGUGUGGAACGGUGGAUGGGCGAGUUACGGGCCAUGGAUCACGGAGAGCACCUGCACGCGCACAUGUGGAGGGGGAACAAUGAGGAGAUACCGCACACGUUUGUGCACCAACCCGAGACCUGCUAACGGCGGUUCCCAGUGCACUGGCUCCAGCAGAGAUACCCAGACGAUAAGCUGUAAUACACACGGCUGUAUAGUUGAUGGUGGAUGGAGUGACUACAGCGCGUGGACAGACUACAGCACGUGCACUACUACAUGUGGAGGAGGAUCCCAGUUCAAGACCAGAGACAGGACGUGCACCAACCCCGCCCCAGCCCACGGAGGCCAGGAGUGUGUCGGAGAUGUCAGGGACAGAUCUGAGAGGGACUGUAACACUCAUCCCUGCCCGAUUGACGGUGGCUGGACCGACUGGGAAGAGUGGCAGGACCUGGAUGAGUGCAGUGUCCUGUGUGGAGGAGGCAACAAGGACCAGGACCGCUCCAGGACCUGUACCAACCCCACCCCGGCCUUCGGGGGGGCCGACUGUGACGGAGAGAGCUUCCAGAACAGGACCAUCAACUGCAACACCGAGGAGUGUGGAGAUCGUUGUCCAGAAGAUGAGGCCACCUACCACGCCCACGCCACCAAUAAGAGACGCUUCUACCAGUGCAGCAAUGGCGUGGCCUAUCGCCAUCAGUGUGCAGAGGGUACCGUGUUUGACUCCGCCAUCUCCGCCUGCAAACAUGCUGCCACCACUGCAGCUCCCCAGACGGCGGAGUCCUGUCCCAGCACUGGUGUCGUCAUGAUCGCCCACGAGAGUGACUGUACCAAGUUCUACAUGUGCUUCAACAACAUCAAGUACCCCAUGGCCUGUCCGGCCACCACUCGGUACGAUGUCAAACUGAAGGUCUGCAUCCACAACACUGGCGGAUGUUAGAUACAGAAAUUAAAAACUCAUGUUUA
Messenger RNA from Haliotis rufescens (red abalone), 1106 nucleotides. RefSeq names its product coadhesin-like. The record is from RefSeq and is a predicted model, not a curated record. Gene Ontology annotation, cellular component: extracellular region. Gene Ontology annotation, molecular function: chitin binding. Bases 16 to 1080 code for a protein of 354 amino acids. The transcript has 7 exons. Lineage: Eukaryota; Metazoa; Mollusca; Gastropoda; Lepetellida; Haliotidae.